Molecule: messenger RNA, 3792 nt
Organism: Anopheles bellator
Lineage: Eukaryota; Metazoa; Arthropoda; Insecta; Diptera; Culicidae
Gene: fw
Product: sushi, von Willebrand factor type A, EGF and pentraxin domain-containing protein 1
Exons: 10
Coding region: 1-3672 (1223 amino acids)
Source: RefSeq, a predicted model, not a curated record
AUGCGUCCCCGAUGGAGGCGUCAGUUGACCACCGGAGGUGGCUCCGGUGGUGGCCGAUGUCCUACCGCGCACCAAACAACACCUUCGACGUCCUGCACCAACAACAACAACAGCAACCAAAGCCAGCGUGGACCGACGCUCCACCUCAUCGUCGCAGUCACCGUCGUGCUCGGCCUCACCUGUCUCUCGGGCGUUAGCUGUCAAGUGUGUGGGCCUCCGGCGGUCCCAGCUAACGCGCGUGUCCACGUCACGAAGGCGGACGAUGGUUCCGGAGGGUUGCGAUCGGCGCGCUACGAAUGCGACGGAGGCUACGAGCUGUUCGGUCAGGAGACCGUUCGCUGCGACCCGGCGAAAGGCUGGGAUCGUGAGUUACCAUUCUGCGGAACGAAUGUGGCGUUCCGGAAGCCGGUUAACCAAUCGUCAGCGACCCGGGCCGGACCGGCUGGGUACGCGAACGACGGCAAACCGGGCAACCAGAACCCGGACGGGCAGGAGUGCUCGGAAACGCAGAAGGAAGUGUCACCGUGGUGGCGCGUGGACCUGCUGACGCCGGAGGAGGUGCGCGUGGUGCGGAUCACAACGCGCGGAUGUUGCGGCCACCAGCCACUGCAGGACCUGGAGAUACGCGUCGGCAACAGCAGCUCGGACCUGCAGCGGAACCCGCUGUGCGCCUGGUACCCGGGUACGGUCGACGAGGGCAGCACCAAGUCGUUCACGUGCGCCCGGCCACUGGUCGGCCAGUACGUCACCGUGCAGCUGGUCGGGGUCGAGAGCAGCCUCAGUCUGUGUGAGGUCGAGGUGUUCUCAAACGACGAGUUUUCGGCCGACAGGUGCGCAGCGCCGGCCCUUAGCGUGGACACGGUCGUGACGACGUUCGCGAAGACCUGCUACGAGUUCCACAUCACGCGCGGCGAAAGCUUCGAGAAGGCGCGAGCGAUCUGCCGCUCCAACGGCGGGGACCUCAUACACGACUUCCGGGGCGUUACGACGGACUACAUCAUCUCCGAGCUGGAGCGCCGCAAGAGCGACCUUCGCACGCAGCUGGUCUGGAUCGGGGCCCAGAAGGAGCCGGGCAUUACCUCACGCACCUGGAAGUGGGUGGACGGUAGCACCGUGAACAAACCGACAUGGGGUAAGGACCAGCCGAACAACUACAACGGCGAGCAGAACUGUGUGGUGUUGGACGGCGGUCGCAACUGGCUGUGGAACGAUGUGGGCUGUAAUCUGGACUAUCUGAAUUACAUCUGUCAGCACAGGCCGCUCCAGUGUGGGUCGCCUGACGCGCUCCUGAACACGACGGUGACCGGGCGCAACUUCUCGAUCGGUGCCACCAUUGCGUACCGCUGCCCCGUGGGCCACUCGCUGCUCGGAACGGAGGUGCGCACUUGCCAGGAAACCGGCGCUUGGAGCGGUGCGGCCCCUGCCUGCAAGUACGUGGACUGUGGUCCCCUGCCGGCGUUGGAGCACGGGAGCAUCAUUCUGUCGGAGCAGCGCACCAGUUACGGUGUGGUGGCAUCGUACAGCUGUCACGAGAACUAUACGCUGAUCGGGAACGAGAACCGGACGUGCGGGUCGGUGGGCUGGUCGGGACAGCAGCCCAAGUGCCUGGUCGACUGGUGCCCGGAACCACCGACGAUCCCCGGUGGCCGGAUGCAGGUGUCGGGCCGGCGGGCCGGUUCCACCGCGCUGUACGCCUGCGACCACGGGUUCGUCCUGCUCGGCGAGCCCAUUCUGUCGUGCGGGCUCGGGGGCAACUGGACCGGCCGGAUACCGGUGUGCCGAUUCGUGGACUGUGGCAUGCCGGCCCGGCCCGACCGUGGCAAUCUGCUGCUCGUGAACGACUCGACGACGGUCGGGUCGACGGUGCGGUACUUCUGCGACGACGACUACUGGCUCGUCGGUCCGCAGGAGCUCCACUGCACCAAGGAUGGCAAGUGGUCCGGCAGUGCACCGGCCUGUGAACUAAUCACCUGUGAGACACCGCAUGUGCCGCCCGGCUCGUACGUGAUCGGGUACGACUACAACAUUCACUCGUCGAUCCAGUACCACUGUGACCCGGGGCACAUUAUGCGCGGCGAGGACACGCUCGUCUGCCUGGAGUCGGGCCAGUGGAGCGGCGAUGCGCCGGACUGCGAGUACGUCGACUGUGGGACGCUGACGCCGAGCCCGCACGGGUCGCACCGCUAUCUACAGAACACGACCUACCUCGGCUCGGAGGUGCUGUACGCGUGCAGCAGCUCGCACCGGCUGGCCGGCCCAGCACGGCGCGUCUGUCUCGAGACGGGCCUGUGGAGCGACAGUGCACCCCGCUGCGAGGAGAUUCGGUGCGCGGAACCGACCCUUACUCCGCACAGCUUCCUGAGCGUCACCGGCAACGACCGGAUGUAUGGCCGCACGCUGAUACGCACCGCGCUGGAUGCCGCGUCGUCAAGCGGAGCGCAGACCUACAAGGUGGGCGCCCUGGCCAAGUAUCGCUGCGAGCGGGGCUACAAGAUCGUGGGUGAAGCGCUGAUCACCUGCGAGGAGAACGGCCGCUGGAGCGGCGAGAUUCCCGAGUGUGUCUACGUGGACUGCGAAACGCCGGCCGACAUCGUGCACGGUAAGGUGACGCUUGCGACGAACGCCACCUACUACGGGGCGGCCGCCCUGUACGAGUGCGGCGAUAACUACAAGCUGGACGGGGUGUCCCGCCGGCUGUGCCUCGAGGACGGCACGUGGAGCCAUGAAGCGCCGCGCUGUACGGAGAUCACCUGCGAUGCGGUCAACGUCACCGACAGUGUGCUGGUGAACUACGGGACCCGGUUGGUCGGCGUACGGGCGGAGUUCAGCUGUAGCAAGGGCCGCUACCUGGUGGGCAACAGCACCCGCACCUGCCUGCUGAGCGGCCAGUGGUCGGGACGGAGCCCCAUCUGCAAGCUGACCGACUGCGGGCGCCCGGCAGACAUCGAAAACGGGCGGGUGAUCGUGGUGAACGAGUCGACGGUGUACGGUGGCUCGGCCGAGUACCACUGCGUGCCGCACUUCAACCGGAUCGGACCUUACCUGCGCAAGUGCAUGCACGAUGGAAAGUGGAGCGGCGAAGAACCCCGAUGCGAGCUGAUCGUGAACGAUGCGCAGGAGACUAGUAGCCUCGGUACGGGAAUAGCCAUCGGGGCGGCCGUCAUUGUCAUACUGCUGAUCCUGAUCGGGGUGCUGUUUCUUCACCGCAACAAGGCGCGUCCGGUUAAGAACACCGAGAACGUGCAGGCGGCGGAACACAAGGAGGACCAGAAUGCGGCCGUCAUGUCGUACUCGAGCCUCGAGAACGGGCGCCACACGUUCGACCUCACCAACCGGGGCGGCCUAAUGACGUUCAACACAUUCCAGUCCAGCGCCGGUGCCAAUCAUCCGCCGCCGCCGAGCCAGCUCACGCAUGGUAGCACCCUGCACAACAACAACAACAACAAUAACAGCAGCACUGCCAGCAACAACCACCAUCACCGCGGCGGUGGUGGUAGCCCCAACAGCAACAGCCAUUCGGGCGGGGGUGGCAGCGAAAACAUCUACGACCAAAUACCGAGCGAGCAGUUCUACGACGCGCCGUACGAGAUGCGCACCAACGAGGAGGUGUACGAGCCGGAACCGACCGGCCGGGGCAACAUCAUCACCAUCAACGGGGUCAGCGUUCGAUGAGCGCGCGCGGCCCGAUUCGAGCGAACUAAUCGGACCCCGCACUUCACGUCCCUCUGCCCAGCGUGCUUAUGUCUUCCCGAAAUCCUCGACACGGGGCGUGAACACGUGAUCCCCUGCACC